GCAGCUUCAACAUCAAAUGCAGCAGCAACAGCAGCCGGCGCAGCAAUUGUGGCAUUGUGAGCGUGAACGCAUGCGACAGCAGCAGCAGCAGCAGCAACAACAACAGCAUCAGCAGCAGCAUAUGCAACAGCAAAAGCUACAGCAGCAGCAACAGCAUUAUCAGUUGCAAGCAAAUCGCAACUACAACAACAGCAAUGGCAACAGCAACAACAAUCACUAUUACUAAAACUGAGUGAGAGAGACUGCACAUGCUGUCACUGUCUGUUCGCUCCCCCCAGUUAGAUGCGCGCCAGCGCUAUUGCUGUAGCCUUAGUAGCUGCUAUUGUCGUCAUAGUCGUCGUUAAUUUGUAGAAAUAGUCCAGUAAACGCCUGCAGUAAAAAAAUAUAAAGAUAACAUAAAUUCAAUAGCCAACCAGCAAAUACAUACAAGUACUCAUACAUAUAUAAACACACAUACUAAUUGGACACAGUUUGCAAGGAAAGCAGCAAAGAAGCCAAUAUGAUCGGGGCAAUAAAAAAUCAAGGGAAUAGAGUGCAAACCGCAAAUUUACAUAUAACUUUAUUGAAGAGCAAAACUCUACGCUUGGAAUAUCUUAAGGAAAUUUUUAAGUGUAUAUUUUCAAUAUUUAAGGUCGCAAUUCUCUUCUAAAGAAGUUAAAUUUUUUGAAUCUUCAAUUUGUAGUUGAGCAGAAAGCAUUAUUUACGCGAAAUUGCAAACCCACUUCUGUAUGUUCGAACGCGUUUUUAAUUUUCAAAAUAUGAAAAACAUUAUUACAAAAAAAAAUAAAGAAAAAUUGUAUACAGCGGCUGCCUGCACUCAUGAAAUGUGAAACUACAUACAUUUGCCUAAAUUUGCAAUGAGCAAACGAUAAUUGAAAAAA
Molecule: messenger RNA, 881 nt
Organism: Rhagoletis pomonella (apple maggot)
Lineage: Eukaryota; Metazoa; Arthropoda; Insecta; Diptera; Tephritidae
Product: ataxin-8-like
Exons: 1
Coding region: 17-226 (69 amino acids)
Source: RefSeq, a predicted model, not a curated record